Molecule: messenger RNA, 1347 nt
Organism: Orbilia oligospora ATCC 24927
Lineage: Eukaryota; Fungi; Ascomycota; Orbiliomycetes; Orbiliales; Orbiliaceae
Exons: 5
Coding region: 1-1347 (448 amino acids)
Biological process (GO): proteasome-mediated ubiquitin-dependent protein catabolic process
Cellular component (GO): proteasome regulatory particle, base subcomplex
Molecular function (GO): ATP binding; proteasome-activating activity; ATP hydrolysis activity
Source: RefSeq, a predicted model, not a curated record
AUGGGUAAUACACAGUCUGGCAUGGGCCAAGGUGGGCCACCCGGCGACAAAGACGGAAAGGACGCGAAGAAAGAUAAGCCAAAGUACGAGCCGCCACCACCCCCACCGCGCCCAGGUCGUAAGAAGAGACGUUCGCAAGGUCCCGAUGCUACCUCGAAGCUUCCUACCGUCUACCCGAACGCUCGAUGCAAGUUAAAGAUGCUCCGAAUGGAGCGUAUUAAGGAUCACUUGCUCUUGGAGGAGGAGUUUGUUCAGAAUCAGGAAGCUUUGAAACCAACUGGUACGACCGAUGACCGUGCUGCUGAGGAAAGAAUGCGCGUGGACGAUAUGCGUGGAAGUCCUAUGGGUGUUGGAAAUCUUGAGGAAAUGAUUGACGAUGAUCACGCUAUUGUUUCUUCUGCAACUGGCCCUGAGUACUACGUCUCUAUCAUGUCUUUCGUCGAUAAGGAUCUCCUCGAACCAAACGCCACUGUCCUUCUCCAUCACAAGUCCGUUAGCAUUGUUGGUGUGCUCACCGAAGCCUCCGACCCGCUAAUUACCGUCAUGAAGCUCGAUAAAGCCCCUACAGAAUCCUAUGCCGACAUUGGUGGUCUCGAACAACAAAUCCAGGAAGUCCGUGAAGCCGUUGAAAUCCCUCUACUACAUCCGGAACUAUACGAGGAAAUGGGUAUCAAACCACCAAAGGGUGUCAUCUUAUAUGGUUCUCCCGGUACCGGAAAGACAUUACUUGCAAAGGCAGUGGCAAAUCAGACGUCUGCUACUUUCUUACGUAUUGUUGGGUCGGAACUUAUCCAGAAAUACCUCGGAGAUGGUCCUCGUCUAGUACGACAGAUCUUCCAAGUUGCAGCGGAACAUGCACCCAGUAUUGUGUUCAUCGAUGAAAUCGACGCAAUUGGUACCAAGAGAUACGAAAGCACUAGCGGUGGAGAGAGGGAAAUUCAGAGAACUAUGUUAGAGCUUUUGAACCAGCUUGAUGGUUUCGAUGAUCGGGGUGAUGUUAAAGUUAUUAUGGCUACAAACAAGAUCGAUACUUUGGACCCGGCUUUGAUCCGACCAGGUAGAAUAGACCGAAAGAUCUUGUUCGAGAACCCAGAUCAAAACACAAAACGAAAGAUCUUUACCCUCCACACUUCGAAGAUGUCGCUCGCUGAGGACGUUGAUUUAGAUGAAUUCAUCUCCCAGAAGGACGACUUGUCCGGAGCUGAUAUCAAAGCUAUCUGCACAGAGGCCGGUCUAUUGGCACUAAGAGAGCGGCGUAUGAGGGUGCAAAUGGCGGACUUUAGGAGUGCCAGAGAAAGAGUAUUGAAGACCAAGACCGAGGGUGAACCUGAAGGCCUGUAUCUUUAA